Messenger RNA from Alternaria arbusti, 732 nucleotides. RefSeq lists its product as uncharacterized. The transcript has a single exon. Lineage: Eukaryota; Fungi; Ascomycota; Dothideomycetes; Pleosporales; Pleosporaceae. The record is from RefSeq and is a predicted model, not a curated record. Bases 1 to 732 code for a protein of 243 amino acids.
AUGCCGGUUUUCGAUCUAGGUCGUCUAGGUCGCUUCCAGAUAUCUUAUCUUCCGCCAUCAGACAUAUCGCAAGGAGAUCACCAAGACAUACCCUCAGGCCCGCCGCCUGAGUACACGGACAUCGCUGAAAGCGAGAUCAAGUACCUCUGUCCAUCGCAAGCACAGCCACCAGAAUGCAAGACCGAACAGAUCCGUCGCUUUCUCAUCGAAAUCGUUGCAAUAACCUUCAACGCGGACUUCGACUCGCUAAACGCAGCCUUGUACAACAUCCCCGUAUCAGACAACACAAACACAAUACUCUGCGACUCUGAGCGCGCAGACCUGGUAGCUCAAUCCGAUCUUGUACGCAAGGUGCACAGGCACUUCCUCCACAACACCAAGACACAUAUAUCACAACGAGACGAGAGAGCCAUCUGCUCCACCAUAACCCUUCCCGUCGCAGCCCUCCGAGCCUAUCACUAUAGUACAUUUUCGCAUUUCACUGUAUUCCCGCACUUCACUCUAGACAUGAUAGGGUGGUACGGCGAAGAAACGCGACAUCCAUCUGGCACACGCUGGACAAGCACGCUCCCCGGACACUGGGAUAUCAAUUCUCUGGGGUAUUACGAUCAAGAACAAGUUAUGUUCUGCAUGAGAUCGCUUUUCCAUGUCAUCGAGGACAUUGCUCCGAACGACAAGGUGCACGACGUGCUAAGGGAAGCAUGGGACACUUGUCGGCGACGCGGUGGGUAG